GGGGCAAGUGACGUCAGCAGAAAACGUAAACAAUGAUUCUACUUCCGCUCCUCGUGAAUGCCACACUUUUAUUUUUAAAAGGAGGUCUUGAUUUGGAGUGAAUGUGAAAAUAUUUGAACUUGAAACUCACUGGAUUUUAUCACGCACUGUCCAGUGCACCACCUGCUGGCCAAAGAGGGGACUGCAGCAGUUAGCUGCACCUGUGUCUAUCUUCUCUAUUUGUCUUUAUUUUGUAGCCUGAGAUGGAGAAGAUGACCAGGGUGAGCACCAUCACUGGCCGUACCAUGUUUUGCCACCUUGACGCUCCAGCCAAUGCCAUCAGCGUGUGCCGAGACGCUACUCAGGUGGUGGUUGCGGGGCGCAAUAUUUUUAAGAUAUACGGUCUGGAGGAAGAUGGUUUCGUGGAGCGUUUGAACCUGCGGGUGGGAAGGAAACCCUCUCUGAACUUCAGCUGCGCAGAUGUCAUGUGGCAUCAGAUGGAGGAAAAUCUGCUGGCUACUGCUGCCACUAACGGAGCGGUGGUCACCUGGAACCUAGCGCGGCCUUGCCGAAACAAACAGGAGCAGCUGUUUACAGAGCACAAGCGCACUGUGAAUAAAGUCUGUUUUCAUCCUACUGAGGUUCACAUGCUGCUGUCCGGCUCUCAGGAUGGAUUUAUGAAGUGUUUCGACCUGAGGAAAAAGGAGAGCGUCAGCACGUUUUCAGGUCAGUCGGAGAGCGUCAGAGAUGUGCAGUUCAGUAUGAAGGAUUAUUUCACCUUUGCGGCCUCAUUUGAAAAUGGAAACGUGCAGCUUUGGGACAUCCGUAGACCCGACCGGUACGAGAGGAUGUUCACGGCACACACGGGUCCUGUGUUCUGCUGCGACUGGCACCCCGAGGACAGAGGAUGGCUUGCAACUGGUGGCCGUGAUAAGAUGGUGAAGGUCUGGGAUAUGUCGACCAAUCGUGUGAAGGAAAUCUACUGUCAGACCAUAGCGUCGGUGGCGAGGGUGAAGUGGCGUCCGGAGCGGCGUCAUCACCUGGCCACCUGCUCCAUGAUGGUGGAUCACAACAUUUACGUGUGGGACGUCCGCCGACCGUUCAUUCCGUUUGCUACGUUCGAGGAACACAAAGACGUGACCACAGGAAUCGUGUGGAGGAACCAGCACGACCCCUAUUACCUGCUGUCGGGGUCAAAGGACAGCACACUGUACCAGCACUGGUUUAAAGAUGCCAGCAGGCCAGUGGAUCGCGCCAACCCGGAGGGACUCUGUUUCGGGCUGUUUGGUGACCUGGCGUUCGCUGCUAAGGAGAGUUUGAUGGCGGCUCCCCCAUCUGUAGGUGAUGUCGGGCGUAAAACAUACCCAGGCGGAGAUCGGCGGUACCCCAUCUUUUUCUUCAAGAAGCCGGAUGUGACGGAGCAGUUUGCGCAGGUCUCCAGCGCUCUCAGCGUGUUUGAGAGCGAGGCGGGCAGCAGUGUCGGGAUGGAUUGGUUUAUUAAGACGGCACAGAGUUACCUGUUGAGCGGGAAACCCUUCGGUGAACUCUGCGAGCACAACGCUCAAGUCGCCAAGAGGCUUAACAGACCUCAGGAAUCGACCACAUGGACUAUGCUGCGAAUCAUGUUUUCAGAGCCAGCCAAUCCGUGCUUGUCAGCCAAUCACAAUCUGAAUAAAUCAGGGAACCUCCCACUCGUCAACAGUUUCAGUAUGAAGGAGAUGAGCGCGGCUCUGAACGAAAGAAACAAAGAAAACAGACAAGACAACCUGGAGACCAACAACAACGAUGAGAACGAAGAGACGGAGGGCAGCGAGGGUCAAGCCGAGUAUCUGUUUGGAGAUGCCGAACUGGAUGAUGAUGAUCUGUACAGUAUGGAACAUGAAAACCAGCCAGCAGAGGAACCGGAGUAUCUUCUCCCACAGGAGGCCUUCCCGUUACGCCACGAGAUCAUGGAUCACCCGUCGGCUCCCGAACCGCUGCAGGAGAAGCCGGAGUCGCCUCACGUGAGCGGGAGCGAGGCGGAGAGCAUGUGUCUGACUCCUAUGGAGUCUUUCAGUCUCAUUUCAGUCUCUCAGCUGCUCUUUUCGGCUCAUCUGCCCCCCAAGUUCUUCUGUCCUAUCGUGAAGGAGAUGCUGUGUUAUUACGCCGAGCAGGGUGACGUGCAGAUGGCCGUGUCCGUGUUGAUCGUGCUGGGCGACCGCAUUCGUAAGGAGAUCGACGAACUCACACAGGAACACUGGUACAUGUCUUACAUUGACCUAUUGCAGCGUUUCGAGUUGUGGAACGUCAGUAAUGAGGUGAUCAAACUGAGCACGUGCGGAGCGAUUAUGUGUCUGAAUCAAGCGUCCACCUCCUUACACAUCAACUGCAGCAACUGCAAACGACCAAUGAGCAACAAGGGCUGGAUCUGUGACAGGUGUCACCAGUGUGCGAGUGUUUGUGCCGUGUGUCAUCAUGUGGUGAAAGGUUUGUUCGUGUGGUGUCAGGGCUGCAGUCACGGGGGACAUCUGGAGCAUGUGAUGGAUUGGCUGAAGCAGUCGGAUCACUGUCCGGCCGGCUGCGGACACCUGUGUGAAUAUACCUGAUCAACGGUUGUAUGGACAAACAAUCAGACUGCUGUAAAUCCAGUAUCAUAAUCGGGAGAGUAAACGCACUUGAAUGUGUGCCGAAAACAAUCACAAAAUGUGCAGAGCUGCGAGUCCUCAAGGACCAGAAUGAAGAACCACUGCCCUACAAUACUGUAUGUGUGUAAAUGGAAGAAUAUGCGAUUGUGUUGAAAUCAGAUUUAUUUAAAAUUAAAUCUUGAGGAGAGA
Molecule: messenger RNA, 2792 nt
Organism: Misgurnus anguillicaudatus (oriental weatherfish)
Lineage: Eukaryota; Metazoa; Chordata; Actinopteri; Cypriniformes; Cobitidae
Gene: wdr24
Product: WD repeat domain 24
Biological process (GO): cellular response to amino acid starvation; positive regulation of macroautophagy; positive regulation of TORC1 signaling
Cellular component (GO): cytosol; vacuolar membrane; GATOR2 complex
Molecular function (GO): protein binding
Source: RefSeq, a predicted model, not a curated record